Messenger RNA from Caenorhabditis auriculariae, 10594 nucleotides. The record is from the annotation of a GenBank genome assembly. Lineage: Eukaryota; Metazoa; Nematoda; Chromadorea; Rhabditida; Rhabditidae.
AUGAAGAAAGAAAUGCGAAGAGAGCAGAAACGAGCACGAAGAGAUCAGAAUAGGUGACGCCUGUACUCAAAUUCUUGCUGGAGCGUUUGAAGGAGCAAAUUCGUGAAGAUCGUGAAAAGCUAUUUUCAAUGUUAAAGCCAAGUUUGAUGUCUAACUGAGACUUUAAAAGCCCAGCAAGCAAUCAACGGUCAUGUCUUUUUUAUUCAAAUUGCUAUGGUUCAGAAUAACGAACGCCUUUGGAGACGAAGAAAAACUGGAGAUGGAGUUGAUUCAACGGGAAAUCAUGCGACAGAGGUGGAGGAUUUUUUUAAAGCGACUUUUUGGCAAAAGAUCGUCAUAACCAUUAAAUUUCGUUGCCUGUUUUAUGUCAAAUUUCAAUAUCAUGCGUCCUUAAUUUUCUUUUUCAAGUUCAUAAUUUUUCCUUUCAGACAACUCGAAAUGGAGAGUAUGACUUCAAUGCCGAAAUUCGUAUCCGCAGCGCCAAAGGAAGUCUUUCCAUUCGUGUUCGACUCGAGGAUACAAGCAAAUCUCACAUCUUUCGAUUUCGGUGGAUUCAAAGUAACUUGUUUUUCCAUUCGAAUUACUUUGGAAACUACAAAGUGCGUGAUUUAGGACGGUUUCUUUCAUUUAUUCUUUACUAGGGAACGUUUCUCAUCUCCCGGUUGAAAUUCCGAUGAAAGGUUCCUAAAGGGCACUUUAGGACCUCCAGAGUCCAGAACGAGUAAAACAUUUCUCGCACUUGAUCUUGUUUUCCGGUUAGUACGCUUCAAAAGUCCGAAAUAGCGCUUUUUUUUCAUAAUUUGCGUAUUUUGCGGACUUCGAAGCUCAAUAACUUGAAAACAAAAUCUAUUGCGAGAAAUUUUCAUCUUGUUCUGCUAUCAGCAGGUCCAAAAGUACACUUGAGCAAAGUUUCAUCAAAAGUUCAAUCGGAGUGGGGAAGAAAAAAGUUCCCUACUUAGAGCAGAACGGGGGUUUCAAAUAUUUCAAGGUCUCUUCUGGAGCUCAUAUAUUAUUUUGGGAUGCUUAAAAAUCGCAGGAAGUUUUCAUGUUUCUCUUGGAAAACGCCUAGGAGUCCCCGAAUUUCUCGGUGUUUCACGAAUCCAAACUUCAUUGCUGUUCUUUCCAGUUCGUUCUUCCGGAAAACGCGAAGCGAGAAGUGGGAAGGGACGUAGAAGCUGUGACGGUUCCUGCGCCGAGCCAGUCGGACCUCGGUCAUAUCGAGCACGUCUACGUCAAGGACAUGGAUGACGUCAGGCGUCCUUGUAUUUUUCCCCAGAAAACGUGGUUUGCAGUUGGGCCGACUUGGCUUCAAAGGCUUCGAGAAGCUCAAUGUGAUUCAGUCGAUCGUCUUUGAACAAGCGUACAAAACCAAGGAAAAUUUGCUGAUUUGCGCUCCGACUGGAGCAGGUUCUCAGAUUUUUUCUAAUGAAAUCUGUCUUGAGCAAAGUUUCGGAGUAUUAUAUAGUUCAUUUUCACAAAAUUAGUCACUUAGCCACUCUGUAUAGAUGGACAAGUUUUUCAGAACUCAUUCAGCUCGGUAAGAGUCGUUGACAAUUUUUGGAUAGUUAGGGGAUAAAAUCAAGUUUCUGAGGUAGUUUUAACCACAAUAAUGAAAAAAACUUGGGAGGAGGGGUCGGCGGCCUUUAGAAAUGUUCUACACAUGUGAGUCACUCUGAGAAAAAUGUGCAAACGGUUCUUUCAAUCGACGAAGUCAAAAAUGCCAACUGGAUGAAGCCAUAAUCAAAUGAAAUUUCGAAAAUCACCAGUGAAAAUAAUUUCAUCUAAACUUCAAGGUAAGUUCAGUUGAAUAAAUUUUUUUUAAAAAAUCUUUAAAAAUGGUCAAGCUUAAGUUAAGUUUUGAAAAUUUUCGAGCCGCUCACAAAAUUAAGAAGUUUUGCGAAAGUUCGAGAGAAUUAAAGUUUUUCUCAGUAACUUUGAUGUCAGUAGCCUCAAUAUGGGUGGAAAAAUGGUCGAACCAUUAUUUUCUAGGAAAAACCAACAUUGCAAUGCUGACGAUCUUGAACACAAUCCAUGAGCAUCGGAGGCGGAAUGGCGAGAUCGUGAAAGACGACUUCAAGGUCCUUGUCUUCCAUUCGUUCAGAACCGCCUCAAGAAACCUAUAAAAAUCUCGCUUCCAAGCAGUUUCUUCAGAUAAUUUACAUCGCUCCUAUGAAAGCAUUGGCAACGGAAAUGACUGAAAACUUUGGAAAACGUCUGGCUCCAUUGGGUUUGAAAGUUCGAGAACUCACCGGAGAUACCCAACUGUCGAAGAAAGAGAUCUCUGAAACUCAGGUGCAAUUUUCCUAGUUUCCAAAUGUCCACCCUGGUGUCAGAUGCUGAUAUUGACACCCGAGAAAUGGGACGUCGUCACUCGGAAAAACACAACAGACAAUUCUUUGACGGCUUUGGUCCGGUUGCUGAUUAUCGAUGAGGUUUUUCGUCGAUUUAUUCGUUUAUUCGUCCAGAAAAACGCCUUUCCAUUUCGAAAUCGAUGGAUAAUAACCUAAAAAUGGAAAUAUCCUGGAAUAGGAGGGAUUCAUCUCAAUUUUAUCUCUCGAAUUUUAACCUGUCUUCACAGGUUCAUUUACUACAUGACGAGCGUGGUCCGGUGAUCGAAACGAUCGUGGCGAGAACCCUUCGACAGGUGGAUUCCCUGCCUCUCAGAAAGUCGAGAAUCCCAGAAUCGCAGGUGGAAAUGUCGCAGACGGGCAUCAGGAUCGUAGGACUGUCGGCCACGUUGCCCAACUACUUGGAUGUGGCGCGUUUCCUGCGAGUCAACCCCUACAAGGGCCUCUUCUUCUUCGAUGGCCGUUUCCGUCCCGUUCCGCUGACCCAGAGGUAGCAACGGAUUGUGCUUUCUUUUUGAGAUGAAAGAAAAAUGAUGAGCAGAAGAUCGAAUUUUUUUUUUGAUGCAAAAAAAUUAAAAUUGGAAAAAUGUCAUGCUUAUCCAAUUUUAUUCAAAGACUUUGCUCAAUUUAAGAGGUAUAUUCAGCUUUUUCACUCAUCUAGCCAUGCAGAAAAAGUUUUUCUUCCAAUAUAAUUUUUUCUGACUGAAGAAUGUUCACAUCAGGGCAAUUUUUCCAAAAAAAAAUCCUUCAGAGAUACUCUAACUCUUUCUUAAGUCUGUACAACUUUCCGGAGGGGUUGAUCUCAGACUGAUCGACAGAUGAGCGCGAACCUUUAACGAUCACUGUAUUGUAGUUUUUAGGUUUGUCGGCGUUCAGACCAAGGGCGGUUCAUUCCGCGACAAGCAGGAUCGUAUCGAUGAAGUUUGUUACAAUGAAGUAAUGCACCAUGUGCGGCAAGGACGUCAAGUUUUGGUCCGUUUACAUGCUCCGUCUCUCGAUUUUGGGCUCGAAAUUAUGUUCCUACUCCCCGUUUCAGACCUUUGUCCAUGCUCGAAAUGCAACGGCCCGUCUUGCCGAAUACUUCAUUUCGAAAGCUUCUCAAAAUGUUGGUAACCUCGAAGCUUGUUCAACAACCUUGAAAAAUUAAAAAGGAAAACGAUAUUUCCAAAGAUUAAUGCAUUUUUCUACGCUUGUAAAGUUUGGCGCUGUUAUAAAAUCGGAAGUAUUUUUUUUUCGAAAGGGCUUUCUAUUUUUCCCAAGUAAUAAAUACUUUUAUCGGAUUACUUUAAAAAAACGAUUUUAGGGAGAGCUGGACUUGCUUUUGGGGAAGACAAUGGGAACUCGAGAGUAUGUAGGCGUGGAGAAGGCCGUGCAGAACUGCCGGAACAAAGGCCAGCUGCUGAAUCUGUUCCAAAGAGGCCUGGGAAUCCACCAUGCAGGCCUCGUCCGUCACGACCGUCUUCUUAUGGAGAAGGCUUUUGGCGGAAACCACAUUCAGGUCGGCUGCUGCCGCGGUCAGGCCGUCUCAACUCGGCUUUCAGAUACUUUUCUGUACUGCGACUCUCGCUUGGGGUGUCAAUCUUCCAGCAAACGCCGUUGUUAUCCGAGUGAGAAACUCAGGAAAUGUGAAUUUCUUAAUCGGAUGAAUCAGGGAACGGACGUGUUCGAUGCCGAGAAAGGAACUUUCAGCGACCUCGGUGUCCUGGACGUGCAGCAGAUCUUCGGACGAGCUGGUCGGCCGCAGUUCAGAAGCGAGGGAUACGGUCUCUUUGUGCGUUGGAGCAAAUUCAUCUGUUGUUUCCAGGUGUUAUUAUCACGGAACAAGCGAAAUUGCCCAAGUACCUACAAAUGCUCAUCCAUCAGGCGCCCAUCGAGAGUCAAUUCUUCAAAAGGAUUCACGACAAUCUGAACGCCGAAAUAGCUCUCGGUGGGGUCUUCUCUGACUAAAAAUACUUUUUGGACUCGAAACAUUUACAGGAACGAAAAAAUAAAGUUUUGGGACAUGUUCAUCGGAGAAACUGAUAGUUUUUCAAAAAGCAAAAGCGGCGCACCAAAUUUGCUCCAAAACAGUACAAAUUUUUGUUUCGAAACAAUUUUCGGUUUGCCCGAUGAACACGCCAUAAUGAAAAGAUUGGCAUUCUUGAGAAAGUUUCUGAAAGUCAGAAAAAGUUUUUUUUUUUUGGAAGUAAAGUCACUCAAAAAUGAGAAAAAAAAGCAAAUUAAUUGAAAACCUGAAAACAGAAGUUUUCUCUUCGCGUUCAACCGGAUAGGCUGCGCCUUUUUUCUCAGAAGUGAAGAAGUCGCUGAAAUGACGGUUUUUUGUUCGAAUUUUCACCUAGAAUCAGAUUUGUGACGUUCUUUGUGCUCUUGCAGGUACCGUGUCCACAAUCGAUGAAGCGAUAGAAUGGCUCACGUACACGUACUACUACACUCGGUCGCUGCUCAAUCCUACCGUCUACGGCUUUCAACACACGGCCAUAGAAACCGUCAGUUCAACAGGAUCGGGAUGAAUCCUUGAGAUGAUUAGGACCCCGGGCUCCGCAACAACUUCACGCAACUUCUGACGAAAAUCGCUGUGGAGCUGGACGACGUUCAGAUGAUUCGCUUCGACGCUGCUACCAACUUUGUCCACGCCACUGACCUCGGCAGAAUCGCUUCCAACUUCUACAUCAAGUUCGAGACGAUCGUUCUGCUCAAGAGCUCUGGUAUUCUUGAGAAUGAAUUUCUUAAAUUUUUUCAACUUUUAGAAUCCGGAAUUGGGUUGCCUGUGUCUUUCACUGAAGUCAUGACUGACGACAUGAUUUUCGGGCUUGUUUCAAUGUCUUCAGAGUUCAGCAACCUCAAGGUUUUUCCCGAACUGCAAAAAGAAAAACGGAAUCUGGCUCGCAUUAUUAUUACUCUCCUAUAAUUGGAAUCUAGGCUAUUCAAUAUCAUCUUCGAAUAACCAUUGCCAUUUUCAAAUUUUGAGGUGCGCGAAGAAGAAAUGGCCGACCUGGAGAUGUUGAUGAGCAACUCGUGCAUGUUGAAGGUUGUGGGUGGAGGAUUGGCCAGCUACGCAGGAAAAGUCAACGUUCUUCUCCAGGCGAGCCGAGUCCUCACUGCCCUUCUCAAUCGCCUCUUUGCAGUCGAUCGUUUCCAGAACCGAAAUACGCAACUUUGCACUUCUUUCUGAGCAGUUCUAUGUGCAGCAGAACGCCGGACGACUUUGCCGCGCCAUGUUCGAAAUCGUACCUGCGAGAGUUGGACUUACCCGGAAAAGACCAUUUUUUAGGCUUUGCGGAAGAAUUGGUCUCAUGCCACCAACGCCUUCCUCUGUAUCGCCAAAAGCAUCGAACAGCAUUUCUGGCCCAAUCAGAGCUCGCUUAGGUUUCCUUAGAGAGGCUUCAGAAAUUUUAUUCUAGUGUCCAGACAGUUGAUUCCGCAUCAGAUAAUCACGCCGACGCUUGUGGAAAAAGUUGAGAGAAGGCAGAUUCCCGAAGUGAAGCUCCUCGAAAUGUCUCCUCGGGAACUGGGUGAGUGGAUUCACAGGGGAUAUAAUCACACUUGUCGGCUUUUCUGAUCGGAAAAUGUUUUCGAUGACCACUGUCUGUGUUGGGUUUGAAUAUUGAACUCCUACCUCCAAAAAAUUAAAAAGUUCGACAAUUCCAUACAACAAUAAAUAAAGAUUGAGCGUUGGAAUUGAAAAUAGCCCGGCUGGUCAUUCAAAUCUCCUUCCAAUUCCAGGUCACAUGUUCAGUUGCAACGGAAACCAACUGCACGACGCAUUGAAGUCGAUCCCAAGAAUGGAAGUCGAGGCGUUCUUCAAGCCAAUCACUUAGUUUGGAAGUCUGUUCGGUUCUACGAAUAUGAGUCGGAUUCAGCACGAUUGUUCAAGUCGAAGUUUUCAUGACGCCGGCCUUCAUUUGGAACGACCGCUUCUUGGGAAAAGGCGGCGCUCAAUCGUUUUUCCUCUUUUUGGAGAACAUCAACGAGAAUCUGAUCAUGCACGUCGAACGACUUGCCAUCAAUAAAGUCAAAGUCAGUGUGUGCAACAGCGGUUGGAAAUGUUUUGAGGAAAAUGGAAAUUUAUAAGAGUUUUCAAGUUCAGAGAAAUUUGAUAUUACUUUCCUUUCGUUUGGUUUCAUUUUCUUUUCACUGUGAAAUCUUCAUAAUGUGGCCAAAAGAGUGGCCCACUCUCCGUAUUAAAGGCGAGCAUAAUGCUGAGUUAUUUCACGAAUUUUCGAAACAAAAACGUGAUUUACCAUUCGUAGUUCAAUUUUCCACUCUGAGACUGCUUAUACUCUGCAUUUUAUAAUGACGAACAUGUCAGGAUCUUUCUUCUCACUAGUUUCGAACUCACCCAGCUCUUCGAAAUAAAAGUUAAGGUGGUGAGAGGCGAGCCGCAACACCUGGUCUUCACGAUCCCGGUCCGCGACCAUCAGCUCACCAACAACUACCAGCUGCGCGUCACCAGCGAGCACUACAUGGUCCAAGACACGGUCGUCCCCUUGUCCCUCCACAACUGCAUCCUGCCCAAGUCCUACACCGCUCACACUGGUGCGCAGGCUUUCACUCUUUCAUAUUUCCCUUUCUUGAGAUUUGCUCAAUUUGGAUCCCUUACCCGUCAAGACGCUGCGUAACUCCAAUUUCGAAGCAUUUUACAAGUUCCCGUACUUCAAUCCUAUUCAAACGCAGGUUACAUUCUUCUUCGAGUUUGGGAAAAUACAUGAUUUGUUGAGGUAUUUUUCUGUUUGUACAAAACGGACGAAAGCGCGUUGAUUGGUGCACCGACAGGUUCCGGAAAAACGCUUUGUGCGGAGUUGGCCAUGUUCCGGUUGAUCCAGCAGCAUCCUAAGAAAAAGGUUCAAUUUCGAAUAGAUGAAAGAAGGUCAUCUAAACGGGGAUACAUUAGAAAAUUUGAGAUCAGUCUUAGGAGCUAAUUUUCAAAAAAUAAAAACCAAUCGAAACUUAGAACGACUUUGGUUUGGGAAGACUUGGGAGGGGGAGGUUGAGGCCUAGAAAAAAAUGUCUGCCCAUGUGUGCUAUACUGAUAUUUAAUUUAUUCACUCUUUUCAAUUCUUCUGACGUGUACCAAAGUUCUUUUUUAAAAAAUAAUAUCACUUUCCAUCUUUUUCGAAAGCUAUCGAUAAUGUUUGAACUUUGAAUAGCCAUUUCGAUAGAAAACGAAAUAUUUCCCUUUUACACAGAUUGUCUACAUUGCUCCUCUGAAAGCGCUGGUUCGAGAACGAGUAGAUGACUGGAAGGCUAAAUUCGAAAAACUUGGCUACAAGUUGGAUGAGCUUGCGAGCUUAUCGAAUAGUUGAUUCAGAGUCGUGGAGGUUUCUGGAGACGUGACCCCAGACACGGCGACGCUGUCCUCGUCCACUAUCCUGAUCACGACUCCGGAGAAGUGGGACGGGAUCUCUAGGUGGGAACCGGAGAAGGUAGCAAGAUGGAAGUGAGGCUGACUGCAGGAACUGGUCUUCGCGAGAGUACGUUCGUGAGGUCGGCCUCAUCGUUCUCGACGAAGUCCAUUUGCUCGGAAUCGAACGUGGCGCGGUUUUGGAAGCCAUCGUUACAAGGUGCUUUCGGAAAAAAAUUUUUGAUACCUAAUCCUUCUCGUUCCUCAAAAUGUGUUGAGUUUAAAAGAAGCAAUUUAGGGCGUAUAUUCUUCCUCAUUUUUUAUCCUCCUCUAGUUCUUGAAUAUCUUUUGAAGAAGUUUCUCGUAGAUCCGUAUUUCUAUUUUUUGAGAUGUGAACGAUCUUUUUCGACUGGUGUUAAAUGGGAAAUUGAAUAACAGAAAAAUUGAUAAUAUUUUAAAAUUUGAUUUGAGACUGAAAAUGAUCACAAGACGCUCUGCGACCCGAGAAGAACCUGCACGUCUCCUCGGACUUUCCACAGCUCUGGCGAACGCCGGAGACGUUGCCGAAUGGCUAGGAAUCAAAGAUGUAGUCCUUGUAUUGCAUAAGUUCGAAAUAGCCGAGUCUUUGCAGCAUGGACUCUACAAUUUCCGACCAUCGGUGCGGCCGAUUCCCAUCAGUGUGCACAUCCAAGGAUUCCCCGGCCAGCACUACUGUCCUCGCAUGGCGCUCAUGAACAAACCGGCCUUCCGAGGUAUUUUUCGACACAUUUAGUAACAAUCAAGUUUUCACUUUGAAAAUAUCAGCCCUUUUCAUCUUUUCCAUUCGAAAACGGAAAAAAAUGAAAAAUUCGUUUUUGUCCUCUAAGAAAAUUUUUGAUAUGAGAUAGGUGUCUCUCUUUUCUCACCAAUCGGAUUGCGAGAAACUUCAAAGUGAAAUCGAUUUUACCAAUGACUAUCUGCCUAAUACGAACAAAGACGAAAAUUUUCCAGCAAUAAUGACGUACUCGCCCGAAAAGCCGGUGUUGGUUUUCGUGGCUUCGCGGCGACAAACGCGCCUCACGGCGAUGGCAUUCGUCAACCAGUUGGUGGUGGACAGCAACCCCCGCCAGUGGCUCCACAUGGACAUGCAGGAGGUCGCGUCGCUUUCCGACAUCUUCUAGAACCUCGGGUUGCAGCUCGAGGUGCUCAUGCAGUCGGUCAAGGACGAGAACUUGAAGCUGACGCUUCCUUUCGGCAUCGGACUCCAUCACGCCGGCUUGUCGCCCCACGAAAGAUCUCUUGUCGAGCAGGUCUAUAUUAGCGCAAUCUUUUUGGACACGUAUAAAAAGUUUCGAGAAAGCCGCCUAAAAUAUCCUAGGAUAAAGUAGUGGUGACAAGAAACACUUUUAUGGAGUUUUGCCCCUUAGAAGUUUUUUAUUAGUUUAGGAAACCUUCGAAGCAAGUCUAUAAAAUUCAGCAAGUUUUAAAAAACUGGCGUUUUAAGAGAACUCAAUCAUUUCCGAAAAAGACUGAGGUCAGAAUAUGGGUUUUCCGACUAAAUUAAUGUUUAUCAUUCAACGAAGUUUGAUAGAUUUUCAAAAGAGUUUCGCUUUCUUUUCAGCUCUACAUCGAUAAAAAGAUCCAAAUUCUAAUCGCGACGGCGACACUCGCCUGGGGUAUCAACUGUCCUGCUCACUUGGUCAUUGUCAAGGGAACCGAGUUCUACGACGGCAAAACUUGCAAAUAUGUCGAUUUUCCUGUGACUGGUAUGAACACGAAAAUGUGCAAUGCUUACAUAGUCGCCAGAUGUCUUGCAAAUGAUGGGCCGUGCUGGACGACCGCAGUUCGACGAUUCUGCCGUCGCCGUUAUUUACGUCCAAGACUCCAAAAAGACGUUCUACAAGAAGUUCCUCUAUGAACCGUUUCCCGUUGAAUCGAGGCUUUCUCUGCACGCUGUUUCACAUCUCAACUCGCUCCUUUUUAGCUUGCUCCCCGUCUUUCCGAACCACGUCAACGCGGAAAUCCACGCUGGAACCAUCGAUUCAAAGCAAUCGAUCGUCGAGUAUCUGUCUGGAACCUACUUGUACCGUCGACUUUUUGUCAAUCCAAAGUUGGCUUCUGUUUCAUUUUCACAAGAAAUUACCGAUCUUUGAAGUUUUUACGGUUUGGAAGAACUCAGCGAAGAAGCCGCGUUGAAUUUCAUCACAAAUGCCGUCGACCACUGCGUCGGAGAGUUGCUCCAGUCGAAAUGCAUUGUCGUUGACGAGGUUUUUCUAAACAAUAAAAAGAAAAAGUUCUACUAUUUGAGGAGAACAAAGAGAUCCGAUCGUCGCCCUACGGCAGACUAGCUUCGGUGUACUAUUUGCAACACAAAACGAUCAGAUUCCUUCUGGAAGAACUCAAGUCCACCUCCACCAUUGAAGACAUGCUCAGGAUCAUGACUGUGGGUGCGGAUUUCCGGUGUCUUCUCAAUUUCGCUUGCAGCACGUCCCCGAAUACGCUGAGAUCCCAGUUCGACACAACGAGGACCUUCUCAACACGUUAGAACGCUCAGAACUCUGUGGCAGUGUUUGAUAUUUUCAGUGACCUCCAGAAAACGAUGCGGAUCCGUUUCCCGACAUCUGCCAUGGACUCUUCGCACACGAAAACUCAUCUUCUUUUCCAAGUAUGUUUUUCGGUUUCGAAAUCUUCGAAAGGGCCUUUUUUUAAAGGCGUUUUUCAUGAGGAUGACGCUCCAGACGGACUACAGAACUGAUCAGAAGAGCGUUUUGGAUCAGUGCGUGAGAAUCAUGCAGGUUUCUGGAAGUCUCCGUUUCUUCAUCCGUUUUUUAUUUGAUCAGGCUAUGCGCGAAAUCUGCGUUUUGCAUCAAUGGUGCACGGCCGUCAUGAACGUGACGUAUCUACAGCAAAUGUGCCACACUGGACG